Cuscuta europaea is the source of this 2287-nucleotide messenger RNA. NCBI's taxonomy places the organism in Eukaryota, Viridiplantae, Streptophyta, Magnoliopsida, Solanales, Convolvulaceae. The record is from the annotation of a GenBank genome assembly.
UCGGGAGGGCCUCCUUCCUGACUGCCGUUGCAUUGCAAGGUUUGUGCCCCUUUAGCAACGAUGCUUCAAGGCCUUCGAGUAACAGACCUACAUUGCAAGGUCUGUACCCCUUUAGUAAUGAUGUUUCCAUGCCUUCGAGUAAUAGCACCGUGUUGCAAGGUCUGUACCCCUUUAGCAACGGUGCUUCCUUCCUUCCCGUUACAAGUGUUGCCGGGAGGGCCUCCUUCCUGGCUACUGCUGCGUUGCAAGGUUUGUACCCCUUUAGCAACGAUGCUUCCAUGCCUUCGAGUAAUAGCUCUACGUCACAAUGUAUGUGCCCCUUUGUCAACAACGCUUCAUCAUGGUACCAGUGCAUGGUUCUGGGACGUGGAGGUCGGCCACAUAUGGCUCUCCCCCGACGACCUUUCUCCUCAGCUCGUGUAGCCUUAGCCUCAGAUCUUUCACCGCAUCAGGGGCUAGUUCUACUCGUGUGCGCCCAACGCGGAGCUGAACUUGAGUAGAAGACUCUGCAACCCUCUCACGUACGUGAGGUCAAGAUUUAGCAUGACGUCCGUCUGGGAAGGUUGUCCGCCUGCCCAGUCGACGGAAGUGAUAAGAUGAGUCGUCCUUCCUUGCUACCAUGGCUACCCAACUUGUCGGGACACAUACUCCCUUCGAGAUCCAUUUAUGCUGGCACAUGUUUGCUGAUACAUCUCCUGGGGUGUCAGCUGUCUACCCGGUUGACGGGAGUGAUGAGAUGAAUCAAUCCCUCCUUCUCGGAACGAGUGUUCCCGGGAAGGCCUCCUUCCUUACUGUCGUGGCUAACUUGCUGGGACACAUACUCUAUUCGGGAUCCGCCCGUGCUGGUACGUCUGUGCUGGUCUGUGCUGGUACGUCUGUGCUGGUACGUCCCUUCAGGGCCCAUCUUUGCUGGUACGUCUGUGCUGAUACGUCUCCCGGGGUAGCCAGCCCUCCUACCUGGUCGACGAGGGUGAUGAAAUGACUCAUUCCCUCCUUCCUGGGACGAGUGUUGCCAGGAAGGCCUCCUUCUUGGCUGCUCAACUUGCCGAGACACGUACUCCCUUCGGGAUCAAUCAUGCAUUAAGCGUACGAGCAUGGUUUAUGGGCACCGAGUAUACAGGCGUCUGGGAUGAUAGAUCCGAGCGUGCACGACCUUGCGAUGGUGCUCCGCAACCCGACCAGUUGGCACAGAGUCAUGCUUGGAGAAAAGGAAGCCCCGCUCUCGGUAGGCAGUCAUCCCCUCAAACUAGCGUUAAUGCUAGAGACAAGAUAGAUUCCCAUAUGCCAGCCAUAGCCUUGGAUUUGCUCUCCAUGAACCUCAAGCCUCCAUCGCACCUUCGGUUUAGAAAUCAAUAUGCAGAGAGGUUUGCCUUUUUGACCUUUCGCACCUCAAACAUGCAGUUGCUGCUUCAAAUUGUCGGCCAAUAGGGGAGAGACCAAUGUAGAAACCGGUGAUGCAGCGACGGGGUGUAGGAGCCGAGGAAGCCGCAAGCGAUGACCAUGAGCAAUAGCUACAGCGAGCGUCGUGGCGAUGGCCAACAGAGGCCCCAACACUGACUUAUCCUGCUUUGUUGACGACGAUGGCAACAACCUGAAACGGCGGCUGGUGAGACCUAGGGCUGCGACGACGAGACCUGGAAUGAUGUCGUACAGUGGCGGAAUGGAGGGCUCUAGUGGCUCCGGUUUUCCAAGCUUGGAUUCCCGAUCUCAGCGGUGUGGCUAUACGUUCGGCUGGGUCUGGAACUUCCAGAUCUCCGACUCCAAAUUUGGAUCAAGUGGAUUUUCAAGAACUAAUUUUCAGUAUUUUAAUUGUGAUAGUGAUGAAUUUGUGAUUUUUUCGAAGCAAUCUAAGUGAUCGCUGCUAGAAUCUCUCCAAUUUUCUACCGACAAAGAGAGAAGACUCUCAAUGAAAGCACCAAUGUUAGAAGAAAAUAUCCCGGGUAGAGAAACUAGCAGCAUUUCAGUAUAGUAAAAUAGCGUUCCCAAUACAUGGGGGGUUGAUAGCCUAUUUAUAGGCAUCCAUCAUAAGUCCAAAGUCUAAUCUACGUGGGCUUGGCCCAUGUUAAUAAUACAUCUCCAAGCUAAUGGGCGAACCGGUCCGAUAAAUAAGUAAAUGAGCAAGGGCGACUCCCGCUCGUGAGACUGCGUCUUGGGCCUAGUUGGGCCUAAGCUCGGAGAUAACGGGCCGAUGGCACUGGGCCUGGCCCAUUAUCCCAACUGAUACAUAUUGUUUCAAUCAACUUACUAUCCUAUUAUGUAUAUAAACUUCAAAUAUAAAUUAAAAUGC